AUGAUUGGCAGCGUCUUUUUCAUCUUCAAUCGCCUUGUGGAGAUUGUAUUCUUGAUUCCGAUUAUUGGAAUGCUGGCAUAUUUCGUGGACGGUUACCUCAAAGCCAAUAUCAUAACUCCUACGUAUAUCCUCGUGCUCUUCAUAGUCAGUGUCAUUGCCAUCUUCUGGUGCUUUGACACUCUCAUCCGCCACUCCACCACCAAGCGCUCUGCGAUCUUCGUCGCUUUCGUGGAUAUGCUGUUUUUUGGUGCCUUCAUCGCCGCCGUCUACCAAUUGCGCUUCAUCGCCAAUGCCAACUGCUCUAACUGGGAUGGUGGCUCCGUCUGGAUCUCCCUGGGACCUUUCGGCGCCUACGGUUAUCGUACUGAAAACCCUCUCGCGCGCGAUAUGAACAAGCACUGCGCCAUGCUGAAGGCCUCCUUUGCAUUGGGCAUCAUGGAGGAGACCUCCGUGCGCCGACGCAGCCAUAGCAGUCGUCGUGGUCAUAGUGGCCACCGUCGUCACAGUUCUAGUGGACGACGACCGCAAUAUGUGGUCUAA
This is a messenger RNA of Aspergillus tanneri, 540 nucleotides long. RefSeq lists its product as uncharacterized. The coding region runs from base 1 to 540 and encodes 179 amino acids. The record is from RefSeq and is a predicted model, not a curated record. NCBI's taxonomy places the organism in Eukaryota, Fungi, Ascomycota, Eurotiomycetes, Eurotiales, Aspergillaceae. The transcript is spliced from 3 exons.